CCAUUGGAAACUUGAUUUCCCCAUUUGCAAAAUGUGGGUGACAGGAGGUUAGCCUCCAGGGAUAGCUGAGCAGGAUCAGUGAGAUGCUCUAGAGAAGCCCCUGCCCAGGGCCUGGCUCAUAACAGGGGCUCCAAGGUGAAACCUGAGGGCAGGCAUGGUUUCAGGAAGCCCAAGUGGCAGAGUGGACAAAGGAAUGAGUGAAGCCAUGAUGGGCUGGUUGGGGGCGCUGUCCUGGGCCAGGCUAGGUGGAGCCUGAUUGGUGGUUCUGGGGAGCUGGUCUGCCCCCUGCUGCUGGGCCUCCACCCCAGAUCUUCUGCUAUCAGCCUCCCAGAUUUCCAGAAAGUGCCCUGGUGUCUGAGAUGCCGCUGCCACAGAAGAAGCGCUGGGUGUCCAUGGCCAAGGGGCUGGUGCUGGGCGCACUCUUCACCAGCUUCCUGGUGCUGCUGUACUCCUAUGCUGUCCCCCCACUGCACGCGGGCCUGGCCUCCACAAGGACCCCAGAAGGCACAGCGCCCUGCUCCCCAGAGCCCUCUGAGCCGGAGACCCAGACCCAGGCCAACAGCUCUGCGGGAGCUUGCCAGCCUCGGCGCGACAUCGUGUUCAUGAAGACGCACAAGACAGCCAGCAGCACGCUGCUCAACAUCCUGUUCCGCUUUGGCCAGAAGCAUGGGCUCAAGUUCGCCUUCCCUAACGGCCGCAACGACUUCGACUACCCAGCCUUCUUCGCUCGCAACCUGGUGCAGGACUAUCGGCCCGGUGCCUGCUUCAACAUCAUCUGCAACCACAUGCGCUUCCACUACGACGAGGUCCGCGGGCUGGUGCCGCCCAACGCCACGUUCAUCACUGUGCUCCGCGACCCCGCCCGUCUCUUCGAGUCCUCCUUCCACUACUUCGGUUCGGUGGUGCCCUUCACGUGGAAGCUCUCGGGCCGCGACAAGCUGGCCGAGUUCUUGCAGGACCCGGACCGCUACUACGACCCCAACGGCUACAACGCCCACUACCUCCGCAACCUGCUCUUCUUCGACCUAGGCUACGACAGCGGCCUGGACCCCGGCGACCCGCAGGUGCAGGAGCACAUCCUGGAGGUGGAGCGCCGCUUCCACCUGGUGCUCCUGCAGGAGUACUUCGAUGAGUCCCUGGUGCUGCUCAAGGACCUGCUGUGCUGGCAGCUCGAGGACGUGCUCUACUUCAAGCUCAACGCCCGCCGCGCCUCGGCCGUGCCGCGCCUCUCCGGGGAGCUGUACCGGCGCGCCACGGCCUGGAACGUGCUGGACGCCCGCCUCUACCGCCACUUCAACGCCAGCUUCUGGCGCAAGGUGGAGGCGUUCGGGCGGGAGCGCAUGGCCCGGGAGGUGGCCGCCUUGCGGCGCGCCAACGAGCGCAUGCGGCGCAUCUGCAUCGACGGGGGCCGGGCCGUGGACGCCGCCGCCAUCCAGGACUCGGCCAUGCAGCCCUGGCAGCCGCUGGGCGCCAAGUCCAUCCUCGGCUACAACCUCAAGAAGAGCAUUGGGCAGCGGCACGCGCAGCUCUGCCGUCGCAUGCUCACGCCUGAAAUCCAGUACCUGAUGGACCUCGGCGUCAACCUGUGGGUCACUAAGCUCUGGAAGCUCAUCCGGGACUUUCUGAGGUGGUGACAUCCCGCCCACCCGCAGCCCCCUCGGCCAGCUGGAUCGCUGAGGAGGGGCUGCAUGGGGGCGCAGGGGGUGGGGUGCCGCCGGCCUCCGCUGGGCCCUCCUGGUGCCACCCCGGCUCCCGGGGUGAGGUGGGGGCUGCUGCGACGGGCACGGCCAAGCCGGAACGGGGCUCUCGGCAGGCAGGGCCUCAGAUCAGUAUUUGACUAAUUCUAGGUUUU
Molecule: messenger RNA, 1852 nt
Organism: Lontra canadensis (Northern American river otter)
Lineage: Eukaryota; Metazoa; Chordata; Mammalia; Carnivora; Mustelidae
Gene: GAL3ST1
Product: galactose-3-O-sulfotransferase 1
Exons: 3
Coding region: 360-1634 (424 amino acids)
Biological process (GO): galactosylceramide biosynthetic process; myelination
Cellular component (GO): membrane
Molecular function (GO): galactosylceramide sulfotransferase activity
Source: RefSeq, a predicted model, not a curated record